AUGGCUUUUUUUAUAGGGUUUAUUGAGAGCCUGGGGUUACAGCCAACUCUUUCGUCUGCUUUUUGGCCGUUGAAUUCUUCCGUAGUGCCAUCCAUUCAUAUGGAAACCGCCCUAGGCGAUUUUCCCGGGUGGAAUCUCCAACUCAUGCCAUCAUGGUGGCUGCUCGAGCGGAAUCACCGGCUAUGGGCUUUGAUGCGCAAAGCGGUACGUGUGAACUUCCUGGUAUUUCUGCUCAGUCUCUUUUUAUCCCUCUGCGCGACGCUUAUUUCCGGUUUCGAGAGCCGUUUCCGUUCGGCCUAUGGUGGACACCUCUGUGAGAUGGAGGCCCCGAGGUCGACGAUUCUGCCAUAUGUCUUCCUUCGAUUGCCCUUUUAUGGUGUCUCGUGGCUUCGGGCGUUGCUUUCGCUUGCCGGGCAGUGGCCAUUAUAUAUGACCCUACAGUGUGUGGGUGUGAUGUGGUAUAACCCACUCUACUCCGAGGUGUGGAUGAUUAGAAAGGGGCUCUUGCGACCGCACAACUCCCCAUGGGGUGCCGCCGUGGUAGAUCUUCAACACCUGCGGGACGGAGGGAAAGUGGGUGCCUCGCCGAUUUCGAAUGGUGGUGGGCCUUCCUUUGAUUCGUUUUCUAUCGUGAAGGGAUCAUUAGGGCUGGUGAUCGCGAUCUGCCGGUUGCUGCCGCACACCGUACGACUUACAGCGCUGCUUUUAAUCCGCAGUACGCCACCUACUUCGCCUACGGAAUGGCUACUGGGGGAUCAAAAGCGCUUUGCAAGCGUCAUCCCAGGUCCUUCAUCGCUAACGGAUCACCUCGAGAUUAUCAGCGUGACAGUCUUUAAACUAGUUGCCACCUCCGUCUUCGCAUUUUGUGCGUUGGUAUUCGAGAAAGUGCUUGGGGGGUGGUCUAUUCUAUUCUGUUAUGGCAUUUCAUUCGGUACGAUCAUCGGCUUUGUCAUGAACAGCUUUCUUUAUAGCUUUUACGUCUUUGAUUACCGGUACGCGCUCCAACUAUCGCCCACAAGAAGUUCACGUCUAACCUUAGUUGAGCAACUUGAGCACUAUGGCGAGUGUUGGGCGUAUAAUAUUGGCUAUGGUAGCAGCAUGACGUUGCUUUCGUACGCCUUGACGAGUAUUUUAGGUCCUGUCGGAUCGGUUUGUAUCGUUUCCGUCAUCUUUGCGUGGCAGGUAGCUUGCUCAGGCUACGCGAGGCCGAUCCCGAGUCCGUGCACGCUCCAUAUUUUUUUGCCUUGGUUUGAAAUGUUAGACUUUAUAAAACAGAAUCUAGGGCUCUUCUGGCGCCUUGCCGGAGUGGCGUGCUUGUCAGUUUUACCGCUUUGGUAUAUAUUUUUCAACAAUUGA
This is a messenger RNA of Phytomonas sp. Hart1, 1356 nucleotides long. Lineage: Eukaryota; Euglenozoa; Kinetoplastea; Trypanosomatida; Trypanosomatidae. The record is from the annotation of a GenBank genome assembly.